Messenger RNA from Zootoca vivipara (common lizard), 9522 nucleotides. RefSeq names its product myosin IXB (gene MYO9B). The record is from RefSeq and is a predicted model, not a curated record. Lineage: Eukaryota; Metazoa; Chordata; Lepidosauria; Squamata; Lacertidae. Gene Ontology annotation, molecular function: actin filament binding; microfilament motor activity; GTPase activator activity. Gene Ontology annotation, cellular component: lamellipodium; myosin complex; ruffle. Gene Ontology annotation, biological process: lamellipodium morphogenesis; actin filament-based movement; intracellular signal transduction.
AGAGAGAGAGAGAGAGAGAGAGAGAGAGGGGUGCUAUCUUACAAUAGUGUGAGUCUGCCAAAGCUGAAUUGUCUGCUUUUGAAAAGCAAAAAUUUGCAUUAACUUGUCAACGUAGCUACUUUUGUUGUUGUUUAGUCGUUUAGUCGUGUCCGACUCUUCGUGACCCCAUAGACCAGAGCACGCCAGGCACUCCUGUCUUGCACUGCCUCCCGCAGUUUGGUCAAACUCAUGUUCGUAGCUUCGAGAACACUGUCCAACCAUCUCGUCCUCUGUCGUCCCCUUCUCCUAGUGCCCUCAAUCUUUCCCAACAUCAGGGUCUUUUCCAAGGAUUCUUCUCUUCUCAUGAGGUGGCCAAAGUAUUGGACCCUCAGCUUCACGAUCUGUCCUUCCAGGGAGCACUCAGGGCUGAUUUCCUUAAGAAUGGAUAGGUUUGAUCUUCUUGCAGUCCAUGGGACUCUCAAGAGUCUCCUCCGGUAGCUACUUUAAGUGAAUUCAAAUCUCCAGGGCCUGAGGUGCUGCACCCAAGGGUGCUAAAGGAGUUUGCGAAUGUAAUCUCAGAGCCUUUGUCUAUGAUCCUGGAGAAUUCUUUGAGGACAGGUGAGGUCCCUACAGACUGAAGGUGGGCAAAUGUGGUUCCCAUCUUCAGAAAGGGGAAAAAAGACCCAGAUAACUACCGACCGGUGAGCUUGACAUCGCUACCAGGAAAGGUCCCAGAACAGAUCAUUCAACCGUCUGUCUGUGAGCACCUAGAAAAGGAUGCCAUGAUUACUAAGACCCAACAUGGGUUUCUAAAAAAUAAGUCAUGUCAGACAAACCUUAUUUCUUUUUUUGAUGGAAUUACAAGCCUAGUGGAUCAGGGGAAUGCUGUGAAUAUAGUGUCUUUUGAUAUCAGUAAAGAUUUUGACGGAGUCCCCCCUGAUAUUCUUGUGAGGAGGCUGGUGAAAUGUGGGUUGAAUGAUGUAACUCUUAGGUGGAUUUGUAGCUGGUUGACCGACUGAACCCAAGGAGUACACAUUCAUGGUUCCUCAUCAUCCUGGAUAAAAGUAACAAGUGGGUGCUGUAGGGUUCUGUCCUGGGCCUGUUGUUCAACAUCUUUAUAAACGACUUGGAUGAAGGAAUUGGAUGCUCAGCCAAUCUGCAGAUGACACCAAACUGGGAGGGGUAGCCAACGCUGCAGAAGACAGAAUCAGAAUUCAAAGUGACCUCAACAGAUUGGAGAACUGGACCCAAACCAAAUGAAUUUCCAUAGGGACAAAGGUCAGGUUCUGCACUUCGGCAGGAAGAACCAGAUGCACAAAUAUAGGAUGGGAGGCCCCUGGCUCACUAGCAGUACAUGUGAAAAGGAUCUAGGGGGGUCUUGGUGGGCCACAAGCUUAACACAAGUCAACAGUGUGAUGCAGCAGCAAAAAAAGCGAAUGCUAUUCUAGGCUGCAUCCACAGAAGUCUAGUGUCCAGACCAAGGGAAGUCGUAGUCCCACUCUCUUCUGCCCUGGUCAGGCCACACCUGGAAUCCUGUGUCCAGUUCUGGGCAUCACAAUUUAAGAAGGAUGUUGACACGCUGGAAGGUGGGCAGAGGAGGGCGACCAAGAUGAUCAAGGGCUGUAGAUGGGUGGUAGGAUACCUGCUUUGCCUUCGAAGGCACCAUGUUCAAUCCCAGGAAUCUCCAGGUGGGGCUGCUGCCGGUCAGUGUAGACCAGGGGUCAGCAAAAAUUUUCAGCAGGGGGCCGGUCCACUGUCCCUCAGACCUUGUGGGGGGGCGGACUAUAGUUUGGGGACCCCUGGUGUAGACAAUGCUGAGCAUCAGGUGAACCAGUGGUCUGACUCUGUGUAGCAGCUUCCUGUUUAAACCAGUCCUUCAGUCAUAAUCAUGAGGACUAGAAUCUUACUGCCCUCCUCAUAAAAAUCAAGUAAGUUGCUCAGGGGUGGGGCAUCCUCUUUGCAGACAGAAGGUCCCAAGUUCAGUCCUCAGGAACCCCAAGUAGGCGUGGGAGUAGUCUCCUGUCCGAAAUCCAGGAUAGAUGUUGCUGCUAGUGAGUGUAUACUGAGCUAGGUGGAGCUAAUGGUCUGAGCUGGUACAGAGCAGCUUCUGGAGUUCCUCUAUAGUGGACCUGUAAUGUCUUCAGCAGUCUGGAGGAGUUCUCUGUUUCCUUUUGCCAUAGCUUUGGGAUCUCUGCCCCUUCACAACUCCGGGGGCCUUCAGAAAUCUCCCAUCUCUGUCGGCAGGGACAGAAAGGCCCAUAUUUGUAAAUAAAGUGUCUGGGUCAGUGGAGGGUGGUUUUUUGUUUUGUUUAGUUUUGAAUGAGUUAUUUGAGGCUGUUGCUUCUGUGACGAUUCUGCCUCCUCCAGAGGGGGCGGCAAUAAAUCCCAGUUUAGCAAGGAAGAACUUAUUAAGCCAAAGUGGUUCACUUGCAGAAAUGUGUCUUUUAUUCCCCCACCCACCCCCGGCUGCCCAGUUUUGCUAUAAUGGUAGCUUUCCCUUUUUAGCAUUGGCAUGAUUCAUUGGUUAAACAUGCAGCUCAAAAUUACGGGUUUAUGUAGACUAAACCGCUGCCUCGGACAGAUUGAUGGGAUGGGAUGGGGACAGACACUCUGCCGCGUUUUCCAGAGGCUGUGAUAUGCACAAGAUACCCAGCCCCGCAGCCGAGCCCAGGGCGGUAUGCCGAGGCAGGAUGAGCGCGAAAGAUGCCGGCGGUGCAGCUUGUCCGGAGAAGGCGGCCUACACUCUUCAUAUUUACCCCCAGCUCUCGGCCGAAAGCGCCUCCUGCUGCCGCGUGACGGCAACCAAAGACGCCACCACCGCCGACGUCAUCCGGGACGUCAUCGGCUCCCUGAGCCUGGACGUCUCUAAGCACUACGUUCUGGUGGAGGUGAAGGAGUCGGGCGGGGAGGAGUGGGUGCUAGACGGGAACGAUUCGCCGGUGCACAGGGUCCUGCUAUGGCCCCGGCGGGCGCAGGACGAGCACCCCCGGCAGGACGGCUACUACUUCCUGCUGCAAGAGAGGAACACGGACGGCAGCAUCAAGUACGUUCACCUGCAGGUGGCCUCCGGGGAGGAAGAGGGGCGGGAGGAGGUCCGGCGGCUGGUCGAGCGAGGCUUCCUCCCCUGGCUGCAGGAGGACGUCAACGACCUGUGCAACCUGCCCAACCUGACAGAGGCCACGUUGCUGGAGAACCUCAAGCGGCGCUUCCUGAAGCAGAAGAUCUACACCUACGCCGGCAGCAUCCUCAUCGCCAUCAACCCCUUCAAGUUCCUGCCCAUCUACAACCCCAAGUACGUCCAGAUGUAUGAGAGCCACCAGCUGGGCAAGCUGGAGCCCCACAUCUUUGCCAUCGCCGACGUGGCCUACCACACCAUGCUGAAGAAGCACGUCAACCAGUGCAUCGUCAUCUCUGGGGAGAGCGGCUCCGGCAAGACGCAGAGCACCAACUUCCUGAUCCACUGCCUCACCGCCCUCAGCCAGAAGGGCUAUGCCAGUGGGGUGGAGAGGACCAUUCUGGGGGCUGGACCGGUGCUGGAGGCCUUUGGAAAUGCAAAGACAGCCCACAACAACAAUUCCAGCCGGUUUGGGAAAUUCAUCCAGGUCAACUACUUGGAGAACGGCAUUGUCCGGGGGGCUGUGGUUGAAAAGUACCUACUCGAAAAAUCUCGCUUGGUGUCCCAGGAAAAGAACGAAAGGAACUACCAUGUGUUCUACUAUUUGCUGCUCGGCGUCAGCGAGGAGGAGCGUCAGGAAUUCCACCUCAAGCAGCCUGAAGACUAUUUCUACCUCAACCAGCAUAACUUGAAAAUUGAAGAUGGGGAAGACCUCAAGCACGACUUUGAACGGUUAAAGCAAGCCAUGGAGAUGGUUGGCUUCCUUCCGGCGACCAAAAAACAGAUUUUUUCAGUCCUGUCUGCUAUUCUGUACCUGGGGAACGUCACCUACAAGAAGCGGGCAGCAGGUCGGGACGAAGGCCUGGAGGUCGGACCCCCUGAAGUGCUGGAUAUUCUCUCCCAGCUCCUGAAGGUGAAACGUGAAAUCUUGGUGGAAGUAUUAACGAAAAGAAAAACAGUGACGGUGAACGACAAGCUGAUCCUGCCCUACAGUCUCAGCGAGGCCAUCACGGCUCGUGACUCCAUGGCCAAGUCUCUCUACAGCGCCCUUUUCGACUGGAUCGUUCUGCGAAUUAACCACGCACUCCUCAACAAGAAGGACAUGGAGGAAUCUGUGGUGUGCUUUUCCAUCGGGGUGCUUGACAUCUUUGGCUUUGAGGACUUCAACACCAACAGCUUUGAGCAGUUCUGCAUAAACUACGCCAAUGAGCAGCUGCAGUAUUAUUUCAACCAGCACAUCUUCAAGCUCGAACAGGAAGAGUAUCAGAGCGAAGGGAUCACGUGGCACAACAUUGACUAUACGGACAAUGUGGCCUGCAUCCACCUCAUCAGCAAGAAGCCCACCGGCCUCUUCUACCUGCUGGACGAGGAAAGCAACUUCCCGCAUGCCACCAGCCAGACCCUCCUUGCCAAGUUCAAGCAGCAGCAUGAGGACAACAAGUUCUUCAUUGGGACGCCCGUCCUGGAGCCGGCCUUCAUCAUCCAGCACUUUGCAGGCAAAGUGAAAUACCAGAUAAAGGAUUUCCGGGAGAAGAACAUGGAUUACAUGCGGCCCGAUAUUGUCGCCUUGCUGCGGAGCAGCGACAGCGCUUACGUCCGGGAGCUCAUUGGGAUGGACCCCGUGGCUGUCUUCCGGUGGGCCACACUCCGAGCCGCCAUCCGAGCCAUGGCUGUUUUCGCAGAGGGCGGCCGCCAGAGAGCCCAGAAAAUGGCAGGCGUGGUCCGCCACGGACCCAGAGUACCCUUGGGGGAACUGCAGCAAGCCAACACCCCAAUUGAAAGAGUUUAUCGCUGCUCAGUGCUUGAUUUCUCCUUUGAUCGCUCUGAGGAGUUUGAUAUAAACGCUUUUGAGGACAUCUUUGCUUCGUACGGAAGCAAGAAGGACUUGCAUGAGCAAAUAGUCAGGACUAUCAAGGGCCUGCCCUGGCAGGGCGAAGAUCCCCGCAAGCUCCUUCAAUCGCUCAGCCGGCUCCAGAGGUCCAAUUGCCACUUCCUGAAGAGCAGAGGCCCAAAGCAAAGACAGGCCAUCCCAAAGAACCUGCUGGACUCCAAGUCCCUGAAGCUCAUUGUGAGCAUGACGUUGCACGACCGGACCACCAAGUCCCUCCUGCACCUGCAUAAGAAGAAGAAGCCGCCCAGCAUCAGCGCUCAGUUCCAGACAUCUCUCAACAAGCUCCUGGAGACCCUGAACAAAGCCGAACCCUUCUUCAUUCGCUGCAUCCGCUCCAACUCCGAAAAGAGGGAGCUCCUUUUCGAUGAGCGCCUCGUGCUCCAGCAGCUCAGGUACACAGGGAUGCUGGAAACCGUGAGAAUCCGCCAGUCCGGCUACAGUGCCAAGUUUAACUUCCAGGAUUUCGUCGACCAGUUCCAAGUCCUGCUGCCCAAGAGUGCCAAAGUCUCUAAGGAGGAGAUCUCGGCCUUGUUGACCAAGCUGCAGCUGGGCGCCGGCAGCUACCAAAUCGGGAAGACCAAGGUGUUCAUGAAGGAGGCCGUGAGGCAGGUGCUGCAGGACACCCUCCACAAGGAAGUCAUCCGCAAGAUCAUAGUCCUCCAGAGCUGGCUGCGGAUGGUGCUGGAGAGGAAGCGCUUCUUGCGGGCUCACCAGGCAGCCCUUACCUUGCAGGCUUGCUGGCGCUCCUACUGUGUCCGCAGGGCACUGGAGAGGGAGAACGCGGCCCUCUACAUCCAGUCGGCGUGGCGUGGGUACCGGGAGCGGACGUCUUACGGCCGGCAGAAGGCGAGGAUUUGCCUUGUUCAGGCUCUGGUCCGAGGACACCAGCAGCGCAAGAGAUUUCAUCAAAUGAUCGCCGACAAAAAGCGAGAGGAAGAAGCAGUCGCGCAGGCUCUUGCAGAGCAGCAGCAGGUGAACGGGCUACACCAGCCAGAGGAGCAUGUCUCAAGCCAGGCUCCAGCAGAGCCCACAGAGGCGUCCCUGGAUGAGACAGGCGAGGUAGAGGACGAGGAAGGAGCCAGGAGCAGCGGCGAUGGCAGGGACCAGUCCCCUCCUCUCUCCCAAAAAGGUGUUGCCAGCAGUCGGGAGAAGCGGGCGUUCCGCCGGCAGAGGGGCCUGGAGCACAACGAGCUGCAGAGCAAGCAUGUUGCCUUCUCCUUGGACGACCCCCACAGCAGUGGGGAAAGCGGCCCAUCGAGGAGGGAAGGGGGCGACAUGCCUGAGCGGCCCAGAGCAGAAGGGGAGCAGGAGGCGGUGGUCUCCCCUCAGCCGCAUCCCGGCAGCAUGCUGAGAGAGAGAGUUCAAGGCAGCAAGGAGGACCGGCUUCCUUUGGACGGUGGCAUUCCGGCCUCUACACCGAAGCAAGAGGACAGGACUGUGGUGAUAAAGGACUCCAAUGGGCUGGGGAGGCAGGACAGCCCCAAAAUCCGCGUCAGCCAGAGCUUCACGUACCCCGAGAGGCCCACGGAUCUGGCCCUCGGCCUCCCCGGCGGCCUGGCCAGCAGCUGGAGCUUCCGGAGCCCAGCAGACAAAGGCCGGCGGGCAUCUCAGAAGGAGCUGGACAGCCCCCCUUCCUUCCACAUCCAGCGGUACCAGGAUGACCCCGGGAGGCUGCGGGACAAGCGGGAGAGGUGGAAGGGGAAGAGGCAGCUGGCCGGAGGCGGGCAGAGCGACGGGCUGAGCCAGUCCUUGGACGAGAGGGGGCAGCCGGCCCGGUCUCCUUCCCCGCAGCUAAGGAAAAAGGAGACGGCGUCUUCCUUGGACGACCUUCCCAGGCUCUGUGUCCCCACCCAGCAACCUCAGAACGUGCCGGAAGGUGACCGGAACGACAAGAAGCCUCUCACACCACCAAGGCAGGCCCAGGAGCUGCUUCCUCCUUCCGUCCUGGACGCAGCCAGCCCCACAGCCACCUCCGGCCAGCAGGUGGACAACAGGUCUGCCUUCAAGAGCCCCCUGUGGAAAUUAUUUGGGCCGAAGCCAGAGAGGAAGAACCUCAAGGAGAGUCCCAACGUGUCAGAUGAGGGCGAGAGUUUCCAGCUCCUGGCCUGCGUGCUACCCAUGGAGGGGCCCGUGCAGAGGGCGGCAGAAGCUCCUUCCAGGCCUCCGGACCACCCCCCUGGGGAGGAGCGCCAGGCCAAAGAAGGGGGCAAGGCAAAGAGAAGCCGCACCCUUAAGAUCAGGAAAGGGAAGACAGCGCCCGAGAAGUGGCGUGCGCCGUUCCUGAGGGAUAUCACCAACGCCAAUGAGCUGAAGUACUUGGACGAAUUUCUUCUGAACAAGAUAAACGAUCUCCAUUCGCAAAAGUCCGCCAUCGAGUGCUUGUUUUUCGAAGCCACUGAGAAGUUCCGUGGCAACAUAAAGACGAUGUACUCGAGCCCCAACGGGCAGAUCCACGUCGGCUACCAAGACUUGAUGGAGAACUACCAGCUGCUCUUGGUCAACAUGGCAAAGCAGAGGGAGGAGAAGGAGGUCAAGCUGGUCCUCAACCUCUUCCAGUCCCUCCUUGACGAGUUCGCUCGCAGCUAUGCCAAGAAGGAAGACCUGGGGCCAGCCAAGCAGAGUAAGGCUCAGAAGAAGAAGCGGAAACAGGAGCGCGUGAUCGAAGAACUGAACGGACACAUGUUUGGGAGCUACCAGGUGAACAUCCUGCAGUCAUGUGAGCAGUGCUGCUCCUACAUCUGGCCCAUGGAGAAGGCCUGUCUCUGCCGCAUCUGCAAGCUGACUUGCCACAAGAAGUGCCUCUGCAAGAUCCAGAGCGGAUGCAUGUCCUCGGCUGCAAAGAAGGGCGACCACGACCUGGAGCCCCGCCACUUUGGGGUGGGUGUCGGCACCCUGACGAGCGAGAAGAACUCUGUCCCUGUCGUCAUGGAGAAGUUGCUGGAGUACGUGGAGAUGCACGGCCUCUACACGGAAGGCAUCUACCGGAAGUCGGGCUCAGCCAACCGCAUGCGGGAGCUGCGGCAGGCCCUCCAGGCAGACCCAAACUCGGUGCGGCUGGAGAAUUACCCCAUCCAUACCAUCACCGGGAUCUUCAAGCAGUGGCUGAGGGAGCUUCCUGACCCCCUCAUGACCUUUGCCCAGUACCAUGAUUUCCUGCGGGCCGUGGAGCUCCCGGGGAAACAGGAGCAGCUCUGCACCAUCUACAGCGUCCUGGAGCAGCUCCCGCAGGCCAACCACGACACUCUGGAGCGACUGGUCUUCCACCUGGUCAAGGUCGCCCUAGUGGAGGACUUCAACCGCAUGUCUCCCAACGCCCUGGCCAUCGUCUUCGCCCCUUGCCUCUUGCGCUGCCCCGACAACUCGGACCCCCUCACCAGCAUGAAGGACGUCUCGAAAACCACCAUCUGCGUGGAGAUGAUCAUCAAGGAGCAGAUGCGGAAGUACAAGGUGAAGAUGGAUGAGAUUUGCCAGCUGGAGGCUGCUGAGAGCAUCGCCUUCCGACGGCUCUCCUUGCUGCGGCAGAACUCACUAUGGCCUGUAAAACUUGGGUUUUCCUCUCCCUGCAAGGGAGCACCGAGCAAAGGCCCCCCAGACACUGGGUCAGACGACGGAACUGCGCUGAAACUGGGUGCUAUCCCGGAGGGAGAGGAGACGGACAACCGAGAGAAAGAGCUGUUGAUCGAGAGGAUCCAGUCGAUCAAAGAGGAGAAAGAAGACAUCACCUACCGGUUGCCAGAGUUGGACCAGAGGGGCUCUGACGAGGAGAACCUGGACUCGGAGACGUCGGCCAGCACAGAGAGCCUGCUGGAGGAGCGAGGGGGCCGCCCGGACCCCGACAGCCAGUAUUAAGGAAGCGGUGAGUCCCCUUGCGCCCGGUGCCUCCCUCCACCUGCCAAAGACGCGGCAGGAUCGCCAAGCACCCUGGUCUUCCCCACCGGGGCAAGGCUGCCCCCCGCCCCCUCUGCCUCCGGGUGGGAGCUGCCUUCUCCGCUGCUUCUGCUGCUCCAGGAAAGGCCACUGCUGUGAACUGCCAAGCUCCAGCCGCUACUCUGCAGCCCUGGACCCCAGGACUGAGGGUCUGGUGGCCGGACGUCUCCUCCACCCUCUAGUGUCUCUUCUGUGCCCGGGUCACCAGCAGGUCUCUGGCAAGCCUGGCUCCAGAGUUGCCCGACAAGGAAAGUUCUCCUGGCCCUCUGCAUCCGGCAGAGUCCCGUCCUCGGAAAAGGAGCCGGCAAUUUUGAGCAGCCUGGGAAAACGGCCUUAGCACUUCUCUUCCUCCUCCCCCGUCCAUGGUGCCUUGCCCACCUUUUCUCCCGACAAGACUCCGACUGGACCCCUCGAAGGGGAGUUGGGGGGCAGAGAGACGCCCCUCCUUUCCAUUUCGCAUCCCCUUCCGCUAUCCUGUCUUGAUGACUGUCCAAGUGGUUUACAAGAACUGUUGGGUUUGUGUGGUUUUUUGUAAUAAUGCUUUGAAGAGAGACCAAAAAGAAGACGAGAUGCAUCGUUGUUCCUAUUAAAACCGUGCACUUUUUUGAGA